Messenger RNA from Eptesicus fuscus (big brown bat), 3037 nucleotides. RefSeq names its product solute carrier family 25 member 46 (gene SLC25A46). Bases 138 to 1403 code for a protein of 421 amino acids. The record is from RefSeq and is a predicted model, not a curated record. Gene Ontology annotation, biological process: mitochondrial fission; axon development; mitochondrial membrane fission. The transcript has 8 exons. Gene Ontology annotation, cellular component: mitochondrial outer membrane. NCBI's taxonomy places the organism in Eukaryota, Metazoa, Chordata, Mammalia, Chiroptera, Vespertilionidae.
CUCCGGUCGCGGUGGCGGCGGCGGCGGCAGUGGAGGAAGAGGAAGAGGAGGUGGAGGGAAAACCGUGCGGCCCGAGGUCGCCGCGGCCCCAGUAGUGGUGGGCUCCGGAGGGCUCGCCUCGUCCUGCCCCGUCUGCGAUGCAUCCGCGGCGCCCGGACGGGUUCGAUGGCUUGGGCUAUCGCGGGAGUGCGCGGGAUGAGCGCGGCUUCGGCGUGGCCUUCCCUGCAAGGUCCUUCAGCUCCGGGCCGGAGCUGGGCCACUGGGUGACCACUCCCCCAGACAUCCCCGGGAGCCGCAACCUGCACUGGGGCGAGAAGAGCCCGCCCUAUGGCGUGCCCGCCCCCUCCACCCCCGAGGGCCCCGCCGAGGAGCCCUUGCCCGGCGGCAGCAGCGGCGGCGGCGGCAGCGGCGUGCCCGCGGGGCCGAGCACGGAACAGUUGAGUAGAUUUGCUGGAUUUGGUAUUGGACUUGCAAGUCUCUUUACAGAAAAUGUACUGGCUCAUCCUUGCAUUGUUCUACGCCGCCAAUGUCAGGUUAAUUACCAUGCUCGGCAUUAUCAUCUCACUCCAUUUACAGUCAUCAAUAUUAUGUACAGCUUCAAUAAAACUCAGGGACCAAGGGCCCUUUGGAAAGGAAUGGGAAGUACAUUUAUUGUCCAGGGAGUCACACUUGGAGCAGAAGGAAUAAUUAGUGAAUUCACACCUUUACCAAGGGAGGUUUCACAUAAGUGGAAUCCUAAACAAAUAGGAGAACACCUUCUGCUGAAAUCCCUAACUUAUAUAGUGGCAAUGCCUUUUUAUUCAGCAAGUCUGAUUGAAACAGUACAGAGUGAGAUAAUUCGAGAUAAUACUGGGAUUUUGGAAUGUGUUAAAGAAGGCAUUGGAAGAGUGAUAGGCCUGGGAGUGCCUCAUAGCAAACGACUACUUCCUCUUCUCUCCUUGAUCUUCCCCACGGUGCUGCAUGGGGUUCUUCAUUACAUCAUCAGCUCCAUCAUUCAGAAGAUCGUCCUACUAAUUCUAAAGAGAAAGACUUACGGCCACCCAGCUGAUAGCACUAGCCCAGUGCAGAGUAUGCUGGAUGCUUAUUUUCCAGAACUAAUUGCUAACUUUGCUGCCAGUCUUUGCUCUGAUGUUAUACUUUACCCUUUGGAAACAGUUUUGCACCGCCUUCACAUUCAAGGAACACGCACAAUAAUUGACAAUACAGACCUUGGCUAUGAAGUGCUUCCAAUUAAUACACAGUAUGAGGGAAUGAGAGACUGUAUCAAUACCAUAAAGCAGGAGGAAGGAAUGCUUGGUUUUUAUAAAGGGUUUGGUGCUGUUAUAAUACAGUACACACUGCAUGCAGCUGUCUUACAGAUAACCAAAAUCAUUUACUCUACGCUUCUUCAAAAUAGCGUUUGAGAUAUAAGUUCCCGAUUAGUCUAAAAGGCACAAUCUGGACACUUUGCUAUGAAAUUGUGAGGGAUAAAAGUGAAUACUUGGGGGGGAAAUGGAUUAGAAGUGAAACUGGUAGAGAAAGCCCAUGCUCGUUAUAUUGACUUUUUUUUUUUUUCUUAAGGCAUAGGUCUCUUUGGGAUCAAAAGUAUUACAAAUUUGAAAACUCAAUAAAAAUAAUACUCAUCAAUUAAAUUCUAGCUAGUGUAGCACACAUACUGAAUAAAAAUGAUCUUGGGCAGAAGCAAAAAUUUAUCAGCAAACACAAAACAAAAUUUUACAGAGCUGAAUUUAUUCCAUCUAACUUUAAUAUUUAUUACAUGUUUAUUUUACCUUCUUGGUUGAUAUCGGUAUGUCAUCCUUAAUGUGUAGUAUCAAGAGGUCAUAGUUUACCUUCAAGCAAUAAAUAUGUAACCAGUGAUAAUGAUGAGAAGGAUUAGAUUUGGCAAUCUGUAAUCAGGAGUUGAAGUUUUAAAUUGUAUUAUCCCUAUAUAACGUUUUAAUGGCUGCAUAUUAUAUAAAGCCAUUUAUGUUCACAUACAAAACUUGGAAUUUCCUUCCUUUCAACAAAUUUUCCACCCUUAGAUCAGCUUAUUGCAUAAGAUGAAGUCACACACUUUCUGCUUAAAUAUCAAAAUAAAAUAUUAAAAGCCAAGGUAUCCAAAGAUUUAAGGCAAACAGCAUACUUGUCUAUAUCCAAAUGCAACAUUUCGGUACCAGCAACUUGAUAUUCGUCAUAUGUUUAUAAAGCUUGAUUUGCUUACCUAGUUAUGUGAAUCAUCAGGCUGUUUUUAGAGCCACUCUUAACAGAGAUAGAAAAUAAAAUAAUCAUGACAACUAUUACUGUUUCUAAAUUUAGAAAUUGUGUAUUGAAAGGAAUGUCACUUGUCUUUCAUUUCUGAAUGACUUGUCUUAGUGGAGACGUGAUUAAAAUUCACCUGGGAAUUUGUGCCUCUUGCCUUCUGUAUAGUUAUCAUAAAUUAAUGUCUUCAGUUUUUAUUCCAGGUUUGUUUAUAAUUUCAUACUCCAAACUAGAUAUACAUAAAUGGAAAAGCAGGUCUCUCCUUAACACCUUUUAUUUAAACUUGUUUGGAUGAAUACUGAAGAAAAAAUAUAAACUUUAAAGGAAGUUUGUCCUCACUUUUUAUGGAUGAGGUAAAGAGGUAAAUUUAAUAAAUACUAAGCAAAAAAAUUGUAUGUUCCUAAAUGGAUGAAGUUCUUUGUAUAGUAAAAUGAUAUGCAUUUGACUGAUCCAUCAUUAAACAUUUUAAAGUUUCAUUUCCUCCUGUAAGUGGUCACAGUUUUACUAUGAGCCAUGUAGCACACAAGUGCAAUGACUUUGCACUUAUAUUUUCCAACCAGAUUUAUAAAUAGAUUUAUUUUAGUUGCUAAAUAUCAGAGAAGUGGUUACUUGAUGUGAUUAAUAAUGUUGGAAUCAAAAAUGAUAUCCAAGAAGUGUGAAACAGUAUUUAAGUAGCAACUCUGUCUACUAUCCUGUGUUGUAUGUUUGUGGGUGGUUUUUUCCCCCAAUUACUAAAACAUACAAGUUUUAUGUUUUUAAAUUUCACCAAGAGAGGAAAAAUAAAAUUAAACACCACUGA